CCAGCGCGAAAGCCGCGCCGAGGCCGAGCACGAUGCCAUAGCCGACCCCUUGAUCCAAGGCCGGAGUGAGGGCCAUGUUGGGAAAUCUCGAGAGUAAAGGCGUAGGUGAUGGUGGAGAAACAAGUCAGGCCGGCAAGAACGCAGGACACUGGAGACGAGGGAGAAAUCUGCGCGGGCCGGUCCCGGCGGCCCUGGGAGUGAAUAUAUAUGGGUUGAGAUGGUGGCAAGGCGAGCUUCGAGUUCUGUCCUUGGUGCCAAGCAGCUCAAUUGUAAGCUUUGUCGGCGGCGUGGGGAGCUUGGAGCUACCCUUGUAUCGGACAAGUGCCAUUCUCCAAGACUUAGCCCCUGGUUCAUGUCCAGCGAGAAAAACCGACCACAUCUUGGGCUCCCCCACCCAAGCAGCAAGCAACCUGGCAGAAACUACCAAGCAUCCAUGCCAAGCACGGCUCCCGCAUGUGCGUGUGCGCUCUCACAACAACGAGCGCCCAAGCAGGCAGCCAGCAGGCAAGGACGGGCGACCCACAGGAAUUCCCCGGUUCCCCGUCUGGGCUGUGUUGGGUGCACUUCCUUCCAGUUCAAAGUUCGCUUCCAUUCUCCAUUCUUGUGGAGCACGGCACUGCGUCCCUUCCUCAACCGGCUCAGGUAUCCGUUGUCCAUAUUGGAAGGUGCGAUCGUCGGUGCACAUGACUGCCCUCAGCCAGCUGCUGUGUACCUACUGGGUCAGUGGAGUCGAGACUCGAACCCUCCCGAUAGCAUCGCUAGAGCUAUCCCGUCGUAGCUUCUCUUCAAGAUGUCUUAGCUUCCAUGAAGCUGGCUCCAUCCAACGCUCGAAACGGAAACGGUGUAGUCGGGAAGAGGACCCCGCUACCGGCGCCACAAGCAUUGGCGUGCAGGCCAGAGAUAAGGCGUUUCAAUCUGUCAUAGGUUUUAGAGUCCAGCCCCCUGUUCCCCAACCCCGCACUGGCCAACGAUGCAGCGGGCUGGAGAGCGAAUGAGGGGCAGUUCACCCGCUGAAAGCUUCAAAGUCAAGCCCAUCU
Molecule: messenger RNA, 1037 nt
Organism: Lasiosphaeria miniovina
Lineage: Eukaryota; Fungi; Ascomycota; Sordariomycetes; Sordariales; Lasiosphaeriaceae
Exons: 2
Coding region: 75-995 (306 amino acids)
Source: RefSeq, a predicted model, not a curated record